Molecule: messenger RNA, 1134 nt
Organism: Arvicanthis niloticus (Nile rat)
Lineage: Eukaryota; Metazoa; Chordata; Mammalia; Rodentia; Muridae
Source: RefSeq, a predicted model, not a curated record
CCACAGCUCUGUCUCCUAGGCCACUAAACCUCGGCAGUCUCCUGGAAUAAAGAAAGCAAAGGAAGCCUAGAGUGGGGACGAAGAAGCCCGAGGCACUCUGAGAACUGCCACCUUUUCCAUGUUUGCCGCUUGACACUUCUCAUCAGGGACCACAUACCUGAAGCAGGAGUUGAAGACUCGCCUGGUGCCUCAACAGGACUGACUUCCUGGGCCUGGAGUUGGAGGUUAGAGAUCUGAAAUGGCUCAGCUGAUCACUGUGCAGUUGUUGCUCCUGGUGAUGUCGAUGGCCGAGUGUGCCCAGUCCAGAGCUACUCGGGCCCGGACUGAACUUCUCAAUGUCUGCAUGGAUGCCAAGCACCACAAAGAAAAACCAGGCCCUGAAGACAAUUUACACAACCAGUGCAGCCCCUGGAAGACGAAUUCCUGCUGUUCCACGAACACAAGCCAGGAAGCACAUAAGGACAUUUCCUACCUGUACCGGUUCAACUGGAACCACUGUGGAACUAUGACAUCGGAAUGCAAACGGCACUUUAUCCAAGACACCUGUCUCUAUGAAUGUUCCCCGAAUUUGGGACCCUGGAUCCAACAGGUGGACCAGAGCUGGCGCAAAGAGCGAAUCCUUGAUGUUCCCCUGUGUAAAGAGGACUGUCUGCAGUGGUGGGAGGACUGCCGCAGCUCUUUUACCUGCAAGAGCAACUGGCACAAGGGAUGGAACUGGACCUCGGGGCAUAACGAGUGCCCUGUGGGAGCCUCCUGCCAUCCCUUCACCUUCUACUUCCCCACACCCGCUGCUCUGUGUGAGAAAAUCUGGAGUAACUCCUACAAGCUCAGCAACUAUAGCCGAGGGAGCGGCCGCUGCAUCCAGAUGUGGUUCGAUCCAGCCCAAGGCAACCCCAAUGAGGAAGUGGCGAGGUUCUAUGCUGAGGCCAUGAGUGGAGCCGGGUUUCAUGGGGCCUGGUCACUAGUGUGCAGCCUGUCCUUGGUGCUGCUCUGGGUGUUCAGCUGAGUUCCUGUUACCUCCAGUCUGGAGCGCCACCCUGCCUGGCUUAGCCUCCCAGCUCUCAGCCUCCUUUGUGGUGGGGUUCUGACAACCUGUUUAAUAAACCAGACAUUCCACAUAUGCCUUAUGAAUUA